UUUAAUCAUCUUUCAGGUAGAUGGGUUCAGAUUGCAAAUCUUGUCACCAACUGCCCUUAAACAAUUACACUUCAAUCCCUCAGUACUUGCGCGGAAACCGUUGGGUGUUAACUGGAUAUCGUGUCAAUUAUUCAGUAACACAGUGCUUAUUUAGCAUUUUUCAAUGCAGCAACGAGUUUUUCAACAUUUGGACGCAUUUAGCCGGCUUUUUCGUCUUUGCAGUUUUAUUCCUCAGUGAUGUAUUGGUGAAAUUGCCUUAUGAGGGUGCUGAUUGGAGUGAUUAUGCAAUAGUUACUGCUACAUUAUCUACAUUUGCUUUUUGCAUGCUUUGCUCCACAGGAUUUCAUGUCUUUAACAGUCAUUCUCGAAACUGCUACUCAGUUUGGCUAGCUGUCGAUGUAUCAGGAGUAGCAAUAGGAGCUUUAGGAUGUUACCUUCUUGGCGUAUAUUACGGAUUCUACUGCUACCCUUUCUGGAGAUCAGUAUACGCUGUUAUGGUUGGACUCAUGUGCCUGAUAGUUUUGGCAGCGCAAGUUUACGAUGCUUUGAGUCAAACUCAUAAUACUCUCAGAUCAGUCUUUCUAUUUUGCUCUUUAGGAGCAGUUUCCGUCAUACCAACAACUCAUUGGAUUUGUCUUGAAAAUGGAUUGGAAUCCAGCCUUGUCCGACUGCUUCUCCCCAAAGUUUUCAUUAUGUACUUUCUUCUUCUCUUGGCCGUGGUGAUCUAUUUGUCGAAAUUCCCCGAAAGAUUUUUCCCCGGAAAAUUUGAUUUUUUUGGCCAUAGUCACAAUCUGUGGCAUCUUAUGGUCGUUAUAGCGCUCUGUUAUUGGCACAGGGUGGGACUAGAAAUCGUACAUAUUAUGCUGCAUUCUAAAUGCAAUCAUGUCAAGCUUCAAUAAGCAAAAAUUUAAGCAGAAAAACUUGACCUAACUGCUAGCAGCUACGCUCUACAAACUUCUGCUAAAUGAAAAAUCGUUUGAAUUUUUAGAGUUGAAAUCAACUAUCCAUUGUUGCUCAAUCAAAGGAUUAAUUAAAUUUAUAAUAAUACUGAACUACUUUCAGAAUUUUAAAAUCGUUAUGUCAAGUUUGCUUUUAUUUUAAAUCAUGCAAAUCAUCAUUUGUAGCCAAACUCCAAUUCUGCCGAAGUGUCAAAUUGGAUGGUAUUAGAUAUUGUUUCGAAAUCCAGCUUAUUUGCUGUUUCACCGGAGUUGGAAGCUUUUCUUUUUUCCACAAAAACUGGUCAACAAUGCGCACAAAAAUCAAUUUCAAUGGCCAUUAUGAAGAUCAAUGAAAGCUUAUUUUGAAACAACUUCCAUCUCUCAUUAUUAUGUCAUUUUUAAGAGCUCUUCAAAUAAAUGUUAUUGCUAUGUAAAUAUUUCAAAUACCAAGUAAUUUAGUCUUAAUUUGUUAACUUGUUUUUUAAAUUGUCAUGCAGAGCUGGGCAUUUCAUGGGGGGUUUGAAGAAAAGCCUCAUUGUCAGGGCUUGACUUUUUGCUUUGACAGCUGGUCUUCACUUAUACUGUUUUGUUAUUUUUGCAGACUUGUUUCUUUAAUUAGUUGAUUUUCUAUUUGGGUAUGUUAAAUAAAACCAGAUGGCCCAUUCCAGCUAAAGCUGCUUUUGCGCAAUGAGUCAACAUAGACGACUAUUAUGAAAAUAUAAAAUAAGCAAGGAUAGCCGGUUUUUGUGCAAGUAGCACAGAACAUUCCGACCAUUUUCACAAAAAAAAAAUUAACUUAAAAAAGUUCUUUAAAUUACUGUCGUUGUUUGGCGUGGUAUGAAGAGAGAACUACACAAACCCGUAGAAAGUUAAUGAGUAAGGCUCAUUUUGAUUAUAAUUUGUGAUACCUGAUUUUGCGUGGAAAACAAAAAAUAUAAAACACACCUGAAGACUUUUUUCCUCCCCAUUUUCACUGCCUGGAGCAAUAACUGUCAAAAACUAAAAUGGUAGUAUUGUUUAAUGUGUUAAUAGACGAGGUGAUUUAUCCUCUUGUUUUUUGUUCCAAUUCAUAGAGUCUUAACGUGAAAGGUUUUUCUUACCUCUCAGAGUUUUGAAAACUGAAACACGAACAUUUUUUUUUUUGGUUUUCUUGUUCAAGGUGAUAAAAAGAUGCUAUUAAAUUAGAAUUUGAACAGUCUACAGAUAUUAUGAUAUAGAAUACACGUUCUGAAAUUUCUUUAGAAAAAACAUCUCACCAAAAAAUAUUAUUGCUUCGGCAUUAUGAAACGUUUCGAUUAGUAGAGAUGGUUUUUGGUAGACCUAGUUUUUGAUAUUUUUUCCCAACAGUGUUUAACGUUUCAGUCUAGUUUUUCUGCUGGCUAGCUUGUCAUGCUAUUUUUCUAAUUUUUUGUGUGUAAUUUUUUUGUUUUGUUUUGUUUUUGUUAUUUAUCUAUUGUAAUUGUUGAAUACCUCCCAACUAACAAGACAAAUAGUAAAUCUUCAUCGAAAAUUUAUUAUUUUUUGCCUUCUAUGGAUAUUGUUCUCGUCAGCGCAAUCUUAUAGAACAAAUCAACAAUAGAUGUGAAGUAUCGAAAGGAAUGAUUUCUAUUAGUUUUAACUGUUAAUUACCCUUGCAAUAAGCUAGGGUAGUGCAAUCGGGUACUAGACUUUUAUCCCGUAAAGAACUUUGUUCACAGAAUAUGCGAAAUUACCAUGGUUCAAUGACACCCAAAUGGUAAAAAAAAAUGGUUCAGCGUGUUUUUUUUUUUCAAUUUUCUCUUUCUAUUAACUUUUGUCUGAUCGGAGUUUUUUAGGAAUUAAAAUGGGCGUUUGCUUUCGGCGUCAGAGCUUUUAAAGUUUUUUUGAUUUUUUUAGCUGUUGCUCUGUGAGCUCUUUCUGUCGAAGUGUGUUUGUUGUUUUACUUAAUUUUAUUUGUUUACGUUCUUGUAAAUAGAAAGAAAACUUUUCAGUAUUUGUUUAUCUUUGUCUUAUCAGAAGUCGUUUUUUUAUCAACGCUUUUUACAAAUGGUUUCUUAGCAUGCCUUCUGCAAAGCAGACAAGUUUAAAGCGUCAGUUGGAGCCAAAAUGAUUUGGUUGCUUAUUUAAUUUUCAAAAAUGUUGUGCAACAAUUUUCCAAUCUGAAUUUUUUCUCAACAUACUUUUUUCCAUUGCAAUUGGUGAGAAGCUCUGCUUUCAAGUUUAAAUAAAAAUGGGUCUCCUACAUUUGAUGAAGAUUUUAAGUUCUUGUCUGUUUUUUUUUUCUGAAUUAAAACAGUUAUGAUUUGGUUCAAAUCUGUAUUUUCUGUUGAAGUUGCGAACUUAUUCUGCUAUAAGUUCACAAAAGGAGUUCUUUUUGCAAUAAGGUUGUAGGUAUUUACUAAAUUUGUUCAACUGUUCGCACUUGAGAUUAGCCUUCAAAAUUGCAAUACUUCGCUGACUCUAUCCAUCUCCACUACUCCAUUUAAAAAGAAUUUUUUUCGCCAUUUCUUCUUCUUUGCCCUGAAUUAGUUUCUCAUUUGAGUCCUCACGAGCCAUUGGCAUGUUGGAAAUUGAUCUUCGAUCCGCUUGAAUGUCGUUUCAAUUGAUAUAUUAAAAUAAUUUCAUAUUCUUGAAAGUUUUCACAGUAUUUUUCUUUUGAGCGUUUGCAUAUUUUUGUUCCGCGACGAAGUUUUCAUUCAAAUAACGGCUUAAAAAUUUUAAACGCAGUAAUUUUCUUGACGUUGCUCUACCGAAAGCUUCUGGGAACAACAACCGAAUUGUAGGCUCCAUCCAGCUCAUAUUGUGAGCGGUUGAAUUGAUACAUCUUCCCAGCUUCUUGUAGAAGAGAAUUUCAGAAAGCUGAAGAAUGCGGAUGUUUUGUAAACACUUGCCAGUUUCAGCCUAGGGCUAGGAUCAAAAUGAGAAAACUUUUGUUUUGUAGUAUACCCUGAAUAGGCUCAACUAGUACUCCUUCCUUGACGACAUUAGUUUUAAAGCCAUCUUUACCCGUGCGAUACUAACUUUCUCCCCGUAAAAACUUCACAGAAUGGACGAAAUGGUAUUCAGUAUAUUAUACAACUGCUGAAGUAAAAUCAUGCCUAGUAUAUUUAUUGAGUGCAUGUAAUUCGGCUGAACGUUGAAAGCUGCAGAGAAUUUUUUUUUGGUGCCGAAAUUUUUUUAGUGCCAGGACGGACAGUCGGCAUUAACUGUCGGCUUAAUUUCAGAUUGUUAAUCUUUGCUUUCCUAUUUUUCGCUGUUAAUCUUUUAUCAGAAACUCCGUAUGAAAAAAAAAGAAAAUAAAACAUUAAAAGUCAAUUUUUCCAGCUUUUUCAGUUGGUUUAACAUAUUCGGUUGUGGAACCGGCUGGAUCAAAUUCUUUUUCCGGCAAGUAAUUCAGUUUUUGAGUUUUUUCUUUUUUUGUAUAACUUUCUUGAGAAUGAUUUUUUAAAGUUUUGUUUUCAUUGCUUUCUAUCUCAUUUUUUGGAAUUUAUCCUUUUUUGAAGUGUCUGCGAUUAAGCGAGCUUACAAUACUAUAUCAAGUUCGAAAAUCAUUAAAUCAGAAUUUUUGGCUCCAAUUUUUAUGACAAAUAAAAUAGUGUG
Molecule: messenger RNA, 4517 nt
Organism: Symsagittifera roscoffensis
Lineage: Eukaryota; Metazoa; Xenacoelomorpha; Acoela; Convolutidae
Product: progestin and adipoQ receptor family member 3-like
Exons: 1
Coding region: 21-899 (292 amino acids)
Cellular component (GO): membrane
Molecular function (GO): signaling receptor activity
Source: RefSeq, a predicted model, not a curated record